CUACUCCCACACCCAGUGUGUGUGUGGACAUAAAAGCCUCGUUCUGUUUCUCCCUUAUCUGUCUUAAAAAAAUGGCAGCCGCAGCUACUAUCGCGGUGGACGAGGACCACUUUUGUUGCCCAGUGUGUUUGGAGGUGCUGAGGGAUCCGGUGACUAUUCCCUGUGGCCAUAGUUACUGCAUGGAGUGUAUUAAAGGCUACUGGAAGAAAACCGAGCACAAGACGGGUUACUCCUGCCCUCAGUGUCGUCAAGCCUUUAAUACGAGACCUGUCCUGGCCAGGAACACCAUGCUGGCAGGUCUGGUGGAGAAGCUGAGGGAGAAGCUGAGGGACGCCGGGAUCCAGGAAGCUCCUCAAGCGAUUGAAGUGGAGUGUGACGAGUGUCAAGGGAGAAAGCGCAGAGCUGUGAAGUCGUGCGUGAAGUGCUUGGCCUCCUACUGCGAGGUUCACCUCAAACAGCACAAGACGCACAAACUAACAGACGUAACCAGACAACUGCACAAGAGAGUGUGUAAUCGGCACGGCCGGCUGUUCGAGCUUUACUGCCGGACAGAUCAGCAGCUCGUCUGCCCUCUCUGCGUGACGGACGGACACAGCGGUCAUCACACCGUGCCAGCUGUCGAGGAGAGAACCGAAAAGCAGAGGCAGUUAGAAGAGGCCAUAAGAAGAUCAAAACAAAGGAGCAAGGAGAAAGAGAAGGAGCUGAAGAACAUCAUGAAACACCUCAAGCGCUCAGCACAGGCUGUGGAGGAAGACAGUGAGAAAAUCUGCACUAAGCUGCUGCGCUCCAUCGAGAGGAGACACACCGAGGUGAAGGAGCUGCUCAGAGCCGAAGAGAGAGCCGCACUGGCCCAAGCUGAGGGACUGCUCGAGCAUCUGGACCAACAAACCGAAGAUACCAGGAGGAAAGAAGCCGAGCUGGAGCUGCUCUCACACACUGACGAUCACAUCCACUUCCUGUUGAAGUGCAAACCCCUUUUGGUUCCUGCUGAUCCUGAUGAACUUCCCGGUGUUGACGUCCAUCCGUACUUCUCACUGAUGGUCCUGAGGAGAGCCGUCACGGAGCUGAGAGAGCGAGUGAACGACGUGUGCGACAGGGAGUUAGUCAGGAUCUCCGAUUUAAUUAAAGAUGGGCAGAGUCUAUCAGCUGAAAGCACUUCCCCUGUCCCUGCAGGUCCUGAAAUGGGUACUGAUCCCCAACACACACACCCUGAUCCACGACUUUCUUUAUGUACAUUAACCCAGCGUCUUAUAAGUACUGAUCUAUCUCCCAAAUGCUUUACAGUUUCUCUAUUGAAAAGCGCGGACCAAGCACAAAGCACACACGGAGAGCCGAAGACCAGAGCUGACUUUUUACACUUCUGCUGUGACGUGACAUUGGACCCAAACACUGCCAACUCCUACCUCUGCCUUUCUGAGGGGAACCGGAAGGUCAGCACCUGCUACGACUCUAAGUACUGUCCAGAACAUCUGGACAGAUUCAGCGGCUGGGCUCAGGUCCUGGCUAAGGAGGCCGUCUCAACCCGGUGUUACUGGGAGGUGGAGUGGAGCGGCAGUGGCGGCAUCGGGAUCGGAGUUUCUUACAAAGGGAUCAAUAGGCACGGUGGGAGCGGCGACGGAAAACCGGGCUGCAAUUCCAAAUCAUGGAGUUUGAACCUUUUCGAUGGCCACUGUACAUUUCAGCACAAUAAAACCAAGCUGGAGAUCCCAUCUCCUAUUUCAGCCAGGAUUGGAGUGUUUGUGGACCAUAAAACAGGGGUUCUAGCUUUCUACUGCAUCUCACCAAGAAGGGACACCAUGACCUUGCUGCACAGGACACACACGACGUUCUCGCAGCCUCUGCACCCAGGGUUUUGGCUUGGCCUUGGUUCCACACUCAGACUGUGCCCCAUCCUUAAAUUCUCAGCUUAGAGAAGAAGGAAUCUGCAAAGCAUCUUAUUCUAGCAAGUGGAAUUGUGGUUUCCGGAAUGUUUAUAACCAAAUUUGUGUUCAGAUCUUCAUAAGACACUGGUCUGGUCGGACUGUUCAGUCAGCUAAGCCAGCUAAUGAAUAUUAGCAUGACUGCUUUUUUGAACAGAAUUUUGCAAGAUCUGGCACC
Messenger RNA from Hemibagrus wyckioides, 2097 nucleotides. RefSeq names its product finTRIM family, member 87 (gene ftr87). Lineage: Eukaryota; Metazoa; Chordata; Actinopteri; Siluriformes; Bagridae. Gene Ontology annotation, molecular function: zinc ion binding; protein binding. The record is from RefSeq and is a predicted model, not a curated record. The transcript has 6 exons. Bases 72 to 1910 code for a protein of 612 amino acids.